Messenger RNA from Entamoeba nuttalli P19, 2598 nucleotides. Its product is annotated as protein kinase domain containing protein. Gene Ontology annotation, molecular function: protein kinase activity; ATP binding. NCBI's taxonomy places the organism in Eukaryota, Evosea, Mastigamoebida, Endamoebidae. The transcript has a single exon. Gene Ontology annotation, biological process: signal transduction; protein phosphorylation. The coding region runs from base 1 to 2598 and encodes 865 amino acids. Gene Ontology annotation, cellular component: cytoplasm. The record is from RefSeq and is a predicted model, not a curated record.
AUGUCAGAAGAAAGUGGCCAACAAGUACCACCUGCUAUGGAUUUAUUCAGAAUUACGUUCCACUCUCAUAAGAAGCUUUAUGACCUAUUUUGGAAAGUAGUAGAGCCACUGUCUCAAAUUCAAAGAGUUCAAAAUACUAUUGUAUUGAAAAAUGGUAUAGUUAUUCCUUUCCAAUUGGCUCCUGUUUCAAGUACAAUCCCUUCUUUAUUUGCAAAAAAACAACAACAUAUUCUACUCUGUCCCUUAUCAGAUUCUAAUUUAGAAGAUAAAAUUAGAACACAAUUAGAAUUAUUUAGACAAGCUCAAAUAGAACAACCAUUAUUAGUUAUUAUUAUCAGUGACUCUGAAAAGAAAAAAUAUUCUGAAAUAAAAGACUUUAUUGAAAAUGAAAUUGAAGGUUUUGAAUUAAAACAAACGAAAGUUAGUUCUCAAAGUGCAUUUCAAAUUAAAUUAACAGAAAAAAAAUAUGGUCAGAGUGGUUCUUUAUCUUCUCCUUCUUUAAUUAAACAAAAAUUCGAAUGUGACAUUUGUAAAAUUCCUAUCCUUCGAGAAAUCACUAAAUCUGAUGUAGAAAAAAUAUGUGGAUUUAUUGCUAAAAGCAAAAUUAAAAGAGAGAUGGAAUGGAAAAGAGUUUCUGUAGAAUUGAAGAAUAGUGUUAUGACUUGUUUAACAUUUAUUAGUGAUAUAUUUUAUAUCACUGAGCAAGAACUAUUUUCUUUAUUAUGUAUAAACAAUAAACCACAAUCAUUUAAAUCAAAGGUUUUAAAGUUAUUACAUGAAUAUGGAAUUUUAUACUCAUUCAGGAAAUCCCCAUUCAGAAGUUUGAACUAUCCGAAGUUAGAAUUUCUCAAUAAAAUAUUAGUCAAACCAUGGAUUUAUCGUGACGUUUAUGACAGAGCUAGAAAUUCAUGUUUCAGAGGAAGUUUUGCUGAUGUUUCUUCAGUUUUUCAAGAUUAUGGUAAAGAAUAUGAACAAGUGGCAUUUUUGAUUUUUUAUCAUUUUGCUGUCAUAAAUGAUAUUUUUAUUCUAGAUGAUGAAACUGUUAAAAAGAAUAGAAGUGAAGCAUUGGUUGAAAAGUAUAUAAGAUCAACUAAAAUAAUAUUCAAUGAAGAAGAAGAAACUAGAUUUGAAUCAACUGAAGCUAAAAUAUUUCAAGAAAAAAGACAAUUAUCAUAUGCCUUUAAACAAGCUAAUCACAAUAACACAAUUCUUAACCAAAAUAGUUUCUUACAAAUAACAGAAGAACAGACUCAUUAUGAACUAUCAAAUAUUGAACUUCCAAAACAUUUCCUUUGCUUUAGAUUUAUUAAAACACCUGAUUUAAUAGAACUUCAUUGGAGUAAAAAACAUUAUGAUAAUGAACUUGAAAUUGCUAGAAAAUUUGAAACACCAUUUCCAAAAAAAAGUGGUGGUGCUGUUGUAGCUAGUUUAUUAUUAAAUGGAGAUAAGAUUAUCGCAAAAUCAGAAGAUUUUGUUAUUCUUGAAAUUAAUGAAUGGAACCAAAAGGGAUAUUGUCUUGUAGAAAAAACAGAGAAAACAAUUUCAUUUCAUCUAAGAACUAUGGUAACAAGUUAUUCUGUUUAUAUGUCAGUUAUCAAAUGUAUAAAUAGACUAUAUCAUCUUUUGCAAAAUACAGCCCCACCUCAGAAAAGAUUUUGUUUCUGCCCAAAAUGUCUUCAUAAAGGAAUAUUUACACCAAUGCAAUUUAGUUUAGAUUCAGUAAGACACGAAGAAAUUAAUUUUAAAUGUAAACAUAUUAUAACUAUGAUUGAAUGUUUCCCUGAUUUUGUAUAUGAGAUAUAUAUGAGAGAAAUGAAACCAAUUCAAGUUGGAAACAAAUUAAAAAUUAAUGAAGGUGGUUAUUCUGAAAUAUAUAAAACAAUAAGAAAUGAUACUCAACAAGAAAUUAUUGCUAAAGUGUUAUUCAAGGGAGAUUCCAAAGAAUUAUUUAUGUUAAAUUAUACUCAAUUUGUAAAUGAAAUUAAAGUCUCUGAAAGAUGUAAAUGUCAAUGGAUACUAGAGUUAGUUUCAUUUUCAAUUGAAGAUAUGACACUUUAUUAUGAAUUUUGUGAAGGAGGGAAUCUCUAUAAAUUUAUUGAUGAACAAUCAACCCCAUUUUCUGAAGAGAUUCAAUUGUCUCUAAUUCUUGACCUUGCUCAUGGAAUAGAAGUUUUACAUAAAAAUGGAUUUAUUCACAGAGACAUUAAAUCACCUAAUGUGUUAAUCAAAAAAAACCCAUUAAGAUGUGUAUUAUGUGAUUUUGGGUUAUGUUCAGAAUAUGAUUCUCAUUAUGUUUCUCAAGUAGAUAAUCCUAUAUGGUGUGCACCAGAAAUUAUUCAAAAUGAACCACCAACAAGAUCCUCAGAUAUUUAUUCAUUUUCUAUUGUUAUUUGGGAAAUAUUAACAUUCAAACAUCCUUUUGAAUCAUUUACUUUUAUGACUUCAUUAAUAGGAGAAAUUUUAAAUGGGACAAGACCUGAUGUUGAUUUGGUUAAAAAUGAAAAACUCAAACAAUUAUGUGAAGAAGGAUGGGAUGAAGACCCAUUUAGAAGGCCUGCAAUAAGUGAUAUUAUUGAAACUCUGAGUAAUGUUCAUUAA